Molecule: messenger RNA, 1023 nt
Organism: Colletotrichum higginsianum IMI 349063
Lineage: Eukaryota; Fungi; Ascomycota; Sordariomycetes; Glomerellales; Glomerellaceae
Exons: 1
Coding region: 1-1023 (340 amino acids)
Source: RefSeq, a predicted model, not a curated record
AUGCCUUCAGCGACCUUGACAUCGACCCGUCGGCUCGGCUCCGGAGGGAUCCUCAGACCAGCACCCCAGAUUCCGGAACCGCAACAGCCCUCACAGCACAUCACUCCCAAGACCUCGCCGGGUGACAGAGGACAUGUCCCGGGUGGCAGGUCAGCGGACCGCCGGGGCUCAUCCGAUGAAGCCCGGGGGCGGCACAAAGACAUCACACACGAAGUGUACGCGGCGCGAGAAUAUGCGGUGCUGAGUGGUCUGCACAGUCAGAGUUCGAGUCUGCCGACACCGACACCGACGUUAACAACAGCGCCGGCUGCGACGGAAACUAUGAAGAGACUGGGCCCCUUGCCCAUACGAAGAGCUUGGAGAAGCCGGCCCGAAGCGGCGGCGGCAUCAUCAUCGCCCGACGUCUCCCACGCGCCCGUCCUGGAGGCCAUCAUGCUCCACGAACGAGGAGAGGCGCAGAGCGCGGACCGGCAGUGCUCCAAGUGCCGCAGAGGGGAAGGGAUCUCGCCCGAGUGCGUCAAGAUUCCCGGCAUCCACGACGGGGCAUGCAGCAACUGCCUCAUGGCGCGGGCCUCUCCGGGUCCGGGGCCGGGGACGACGACGGCAUCACCGGCGCGGCCGGUGUCAACCCGGAGUUACUCGGCCGAGCGGCGGUCCAUCUCGGCGGCCAUCUCCCCGUCCGUGCCGAAGGAGGACCUCAUUGCCGUCUGGAACCUUAUCGCGGGCGUCAUGGCGACGCAGCCGCACGGGUGCUUCGUCGAUGACGACGCGUCGGAGCCGUCGCCGCCGCCGCCUGGCAAGAGGAUCGAGGACGCCGCGCGUCUGGUGGCCAGGUCGGCGGACGAGUGGGGCCAUAUGGUAAAGGAGGAUGCCUCGGGACCGGCGAAGACGCCCGCGGAGAGGGUCAGGCUCGCUAGGCAGGCCGGCCGGAUCCGCGAGACGGCGCUGCAGAUCGCCGACUGCGCGCGGGACUGGGGCGAGAAGCUGGAGAGGAAGCGGUCGUUCUCGCAGCUGGGGAAGUAG